Messenger RNA from Chroicocephalus ridibundus (black-headed gull), 3855 nucleotides. It is a transcript of the gene KCNQ4, whose product is annotated as potassium voltage-gated channel subfamily Q member 4. Gene Ontology annotation, cellular component: voltage-gated potassium channel complex; membrane. The transcript is spliced from 14 exons. The coding region runs from base 1 to 2028 and encodes 675 amino acids. Gene Ontology annotation, biological process: potassium ion transmembrane transport. Gene Ontology annotation, molecular function: voltage-gated potassium channel activity. NCBI's taxonomy places the organism in Eukaryota, Metazoa, Chordata, Aves, Charadriiformes, Laridae. The record is from RefSeq and is a predicted model, not a curated record.
AUGGCCGGGGCGGCGGCGCUGACGACGGUGCGCACCGAGGGCGAGGGGCCGCCCGGCGGGACCCCCCCGCCCCGCCGCCGGGGGCUGCUGGCGGCACCGCGCCCCGGGGCCGCCCCCCGCCCCGCCGGGCCCCCGCGCUGCUGCCGCCGCCGCCUGCAGAACUGUCUCUACAACGUGCUGGAGCGGCCCCGCGGGUGGGCCUUCGUCUACCACGUCUUCAUAUUCCUCCUCGUCUUCAGCUGCUUGGUGCUGUCGGUCUUCUCCACCAUCCAGGAGCACCAGAAACUGGCCAACCAGUGCCUCUUCAUCCUGGAGUUCGUCAUGAUCGUGGUGUUCGGCAUGGAGUACAUCGUCCGCGUCUGGGCGGCCGGCUGCUGCUGCCGCUACCGGGGCUGGAGGGGUCGCUUCCGCUUUGCCAGGAAACCCUUCUGCGUUAUAGAUUUCAUUGUCUUCAUCGCCUCGGUGGCCGUCAUCGCUGCCGGCACCCAGGGCAACAUCUUCGCCACCUCGGCGCUGCGCAGCAUGCGCUUCCUGCAGAUCCUGCGCAUGGUGCGCAUGGACCGUCGCGGCGGCACCUGGAAGCUGCUGGGCUCCGUCGUCUAUGCCCACAGCAAGGAGCUCAUCACCGCCUGGUACAUCGGCUUCCUGGUGCUCAUCUUCUCCUCCUUCCUCGUCUACCUGGCUGAGAAAGACGCCAACGCUCAGUUUGCCACCUACGCCGACUCCCUGUGGUGGGGCACGGCCUCCGCCUGCUCUGCCCCCGCACAGGUCACCCUCACCACCAUCGGCUAUGGGGACAAGACGCCGCAGACGUGGCUGGGACGGAUGCUGGCGGCCGGCUUCGCCCUGCUCGGCAUCUCCUUCUUCGCGCUGCCCGCUGGGAUCCUGGGCUCCGGCUUCGCCCUCAAAGUGCAGGAGCAGCAUCGGCAGAAGCACUUUGAGAAGAGACGGACUCCGGCGGCGAACCUGAUCCAGGCUGCCUGGCGCCUGUACUCGACGGACGCCAGCCGCGCGUACCUGACGGCCACCUGGUGUUACUACGACAGCCUCCUGCCCUCCUUCAGAGAGCUGGUCCUAAUGUUUGAGCAUUUACACCGAGUCCGCAACGGAGGAUUUAGGAAUUCAGAGGUGAAAAAAUUGCCCGACGGAGCCCCACCGCCUUAUCACUCCUUCACCCCUGGCCAGAAAAGCAUCAGCCCUGCCGCUUGCUCGGGGGAAAGCAACAAGAUGGGCAUCAAGGACCGCAUCCGGCUGAGCAGCUCGCAACGGCAGGGCAGCCGGGGCAGGCAGCACCUGGGGCCCCCCCUGCACCGCUCCCCCAGCACUGAGGACGUCCCCGAGGCCUCCAGCCCCACCAAGGUGCAGAAGAGCUGGAGCUUCAACGACCGGACCCGGUUCCGUGCAUCCCUCAGGCUCAAGCCACGGACCCCGGUCGAGGCCGACUGCCCGCCGGAGGACAGCGGUGAGGAGAAGAGCUCCCACUGUGACCUGACCUUCGAGGACAUCAUGCCGGCAGUGAAGACCGUCAUCCGGGCUGUCAGGAUCUUGAAGUUCCUGGUGGCCAAGAGGAAGUUCAAGGAGACCUUGCGUCCCUACGAUGUCAAGGAUGUCAUCGAGCAGUACUCGGCCGGCCACCUGGACAUGCUGGGCAGAAUCAAGAGCCUGCAGAUGCGCGUGGACCAGAUCAUGGGCAGGGGGGCCCUCACUGCGGACAAGAAGACGCGGGAGAAGGGGGAGAAGCCGGUGCUGGAGACGGAGCUGGUGGAUGAGCUCAGCAUGAUGGGGCGCGUGGUCAAAGUGGAGAGGCAGGUGCAGUCCAUAGAGCACAAGCUGGACCUGCUGCUCGGCAUCUACUCCCAGUGCCUCCGCAAGGGCUCCACCAACUCCUUCAGCCUUGCCGCCGUGCAGGUGCCCCCCGGCGAGCCCGACAUCACCUCCGACUACCACAGCCCCGUGGACCACGAGGACAUCUCCAUCUCUGCCCAGACCCUGAACAUCUCCAGGUCGGCCAGCACCAACAUGGACUGAGCGGGAAGGCAGCAGGAUGGAUCCUGCCUGCGUGCAGCCGGUGGGACGGGGCGCUGGGACGUGGGAGCAGCGUGGCAUCGCCCGGCCCCGUCUAGCCACUUCCCUCGCCAUCUUACUUGAACCAAGUCUUCCUUUGUGGGGGGACGGCUGCAGCGGGUGCCCGCUCUGGGGAUGGGGUGGAAGCCCGUGGCACUGCGGCAUGGCCAGCCCAUGCUCCCGGGAUGCUCCUGCCCUUCCCGGGGGGUGAGACCCCCCCAGCUCCUGGGGCCUUGAGUGCUCCCCAGCCAUGGUGGGGAUGCUCCAGCCUGGCCCUGGCCCUGUUGACUCGUAGCCCCAGCCCUCAGGACACAUCCAGCUCCUCUGUGAGGUCCUGCUUGGUCGCCCAGAGCCGAGCCGGGGACGCCGCCAGCUAUGCAAGGCUCCAUCUCCCUCCGCCCCCGGUGCCGAGCAGGGGUGUUGGGGCACGACCCAACAUGGUUUUACCUGCGUUGCUCCGGGUCGGGGCAGCGGUGGGGGCCCCCCCAGGUCGGGGAGUGGGGGUCUGUCCCCCAUCGUGCUCCUUUGCCCGGGUUAUUUCCCUGCUGCCAAGGCUGCACCUCUAGAAGCACAGCAGAGCCUUCUGCCUGCCCGUGCAUGCUUCCAGGGCAAUAUAUAUAUAGGAGAUAUAUAUAUAUAUUUAUGCAAUAAUGUCUUAAUAUGCAACACCCCCGGGAAGAGCAACCCGUGGGGCCAUAGGCAAUAAGUAACCCCCCUACCAGCACACAGGGCUGGAUCCUGCUGCCUGUAGGGGCCCAGCGGGCUCAGGGCUGGGUGACAAACCUGCUGGAGGGUGGCCCUGGGGACACGGGGCUGCGCAGGGGCUGUGGAGGACAGAGGGAUGCAGGCACAGGUGAUGGGGACAGUGGUCCCCAAGGAGCAUCUCUCCCUCUUGUGUCCCAACCCCUGCUGUUGGUUAGAGGACUCCUUCCCUGCUGGGUCCUGUGGGUCCCGCGGUGCUCGGUUUGUCCCUCCCCGUGUCCCCAUCCCUUCCAUGUCCCGAGGAGCACAGGCCGGGCCUGGGGAGGGGGGUGACAGCCCAGUGGGGACAGAGUGGCUGUGCAUGUCCCUUGUAUGCCGCUUGCGGCAGAGCCACAGCAGCUCCCGCGCUGCCUUGCUCCCCUUUGCUGCCCCGACCCCAGUCCCGGGGCUGGUUUCCAGUCCCACAGCGCUGGGCUGAGCCAGGCUGGAAACGAUCGUGGUAGUGCCAAAGUUUGUCGAGCUGGGGCUGGUGGGGGGCUGGGGGUCCUGGGGGGUCUCGGUGCCCUACGGAGGCUGUCAGGGACCGGCAGUCAGACCUGCUGGGAUCUGGCCUGGGCUGGUGGGCACCCACCGAGCCGUGGGAUUUGCACCCGUAUACCUCUGCUCCCAGCAGCAGGGACCCCCCCCCACCCCCUGCUCGUUUUUUCUUGCCUCGUUAAGUGCAUGUGGCCAGCGCAGGCUGUGCCAGAGCCGCUGGCAGCGCCCCCCCCAGCUCCUGCACCACCCGGGUCCCCUCCCCUGCGAUGGCGUGGGGGCUCGAGGGGGUGGCCGGGUGCCGUGGGUGGGCAGGCGGUGGGUUGGUGAGGGGGUGCCGUGGGUGGGCAGGCGGUGGGUUGGUGAGGGGGUGCCGUGGGUGCCCGGCCGCGGGGCGAGGGUGCAUGCGAGAGCUUUGCCCGCAGCCGCACGCAGGAACUAACCGGUAGGAGCCUCCCCGGGGCUGGCCGGUCCCCGCAGACCGCCCCAGCCAGCGGUAGUUACCUCACUUGAUUAACUUAUUAACUUAUUUCUUUCAUUAAAGUUUGGAGUAGA